CAAGCUUUUAGGAUUUCAGCAUGAACAACAACACGUUGAACAUAACCAACCAGCGCACUGCUGCUGCGAUGAGUCAAAUCUACUUCCUGGUGGUCUACCAAACGGCGGUGAUGAUAGUUUCCCUAUUGGGAAACCUAUUCCUGCUCUUCGUCAUUUUUCGUGCCAACCAAGUAAUGAAACGACGGGUGUCACCAGUUCAACUUCUCAUAAUUCAUACGUGCGUUGCUGACCUUCUCUUUGCUCUUUUGUCUCUGGGCACGGAAAUUUUGACGUUGCGAACAUAUCCUCAAUACUAUGGCUCAAACUUUGUAUGCAAAUUGAUGAGAUAUGUACAAAUGUUCCCAAUGUAUGCAAGCCCUUUUCUGCUGGUUGCAAUCAGCGCGGACCGGUAUCAGGCAAUAUGCCGUCCACUGGCUCACUUCCGCUCAUCACGAUAUCGUCGUCCAAAUUGGAUGGCUGCAAUUGCCUGGGGCCUCGCCUUGGUGCUCUCCAUUCCGCAAUUUUUUGUCUGGACGAAGCACUCGAAAACUGGACGCUGCUCGACUAUUUAUGGACAGAACAAGAACACCGUGAAAAUUACAUAUGUGAUCAUGUUCAACACACUGGCCUGGCUUCUUCCCUCAAUUCUUGCAGCAGUUUUUUAUUAUUGCGUUUGCAAAGCCGUCCGCCUAUCUUCGACAAAAUCAGUUAGAGCAAUGGAUAGUCAAAAAAGGAAUGGAAAAUACUCUUCUGGAGCAACCGAGGACUACAUCGAAGAGCUCCGCAAGAAAUCUAAAGGCUUCCGUCAGCAAAUGUCAGAGUUUGAUAGAAAACGUGUUCAGACAGUCCGUUUAACAAUCACAAUUGUUGCAUGCAAUUUCUUCCUUUGGAUGCCGUUCUGCCUUAUUAAUGUUAUUCAAGCAUUGUGGCCUGAGAUCUCACAUAUCAUGUUUAUCAAUUAUGUCGCUAUACUUGGAAAUCUAAAUUCUUGCCUUAACCCGUGGAUCUACAUUUUGUUCAACCGAUCACACGUUCGCAAGGCACUUUGUCGUUCAAGACGCUCGUUCACAGAAGUUACUAAAAAACGAAGUUUUGAAAAUUUCGAGUGUUCCUCAACAGCAACAAUGAACAAUAAUUAUAACAACUGUCAUGCUUACACCGCUUUCAGUAACCGGUCUCAACUGAAGUUUGAUUCAUAUGCAACAGACUCUACUUCCUUGAAGACCAACUCUAAUUAAACAUUACGAAAUGUUUUAAAAACCUAUUUAUUAAACUGUUAUCUAAUAAAUCAACGCGU
This is a messenger RNA of Caenorhabditis elegans, 1276 nucleotides long. RefSeq names its product Nematocin receptor 2 (gene ntr-2). Lineage: Eukaryota; Metazoa; Nematoda; Chromadorea; Rhabditida; Rhabditidae. Gene Ontology annotation, molecular function: G protein-coupled receptor activity. Gene Ontology annotation, cellular component: plasma membrane; membrane. Gene Ontology annotation, biological process: G protein-coupled receptor signaling pathway. The transcript has 10 exons. Bases 21 to 1217 code for a protein of 398 amino acids. The record is from RefSeq and is marked reviewed.